CACAGUUGCUCCGGUCUUAUGGCGCAAUGCAAGAUUUGGUCGCAUUUCUUGAUUAUCACAUUUUCAGUGACGUUUAUUUGGAAAACAGCUGUUCGGUGGACAUAUUUAUCAGCGCAACUGCAGAGGGAUGAGUUGUUAUUCGCAGGUCUAUCGUCGACUUGUGAGAUAACGAGCGGGAGUAAUGUGAUCGCGGAAUGCGGGACGCGAAUGAUCACGAAUCGAUGAGAGUGCGUUUCGAUGCUAUCGUAAAAGCGCGGUUGCGGGUUAUGUUUUGAUUAGUUCACGUGCAAAAACAUGGCUCAGUGUAAACUAACCCCGCGGGAGUUCAUUGGUAAUGCUUUUUCUCCGCAGAUUGCCGUGGUCUGCUCGGUCACGGCCGAUGCUGCGUGCCAAAAGAAUAAUCUGUCGUUCGUCGAGUUGCUUCAACCUUUUUGCAAAUUAAAUACCGAAGGUCAUUUUAAGGAUCCACAAGGAAACACUGUAACGAUCAGAAAUCUUCGCCUUGCUAUACAAGAUAUUAAUACGCGACCACCAGAACCUUGUCUUGCCAAAAAGAUGUUGAACGAAGCAGUCAGUUCUGCUUUGUGUGAACGUACAACCACUGUUUGCAUUGGUGCAACUGAAUUAGAUAUUCCCAUUUCUGUUCCCUGGUUUGAAGCAUGGAGAGAAACUUUUCUAAGUGUCCAGUUUCCAUCAGAUCAUGAAUUCACAAAGCAUCUACUUGGAUGCAUGAUAGUUGUUUCUACAGCUGAAGAUAAUCCAUUAGAAAAAAUACAGACUAUGGGAGCACAAUUGCAUCAAAGUAUACCAGGAAAAUUGCCUAAAUGGUUCAAUAAUAAUGCUCUUAGAUAUUAUAUCUUAGUUCAUGAUGCUAUUCAGGACGAUAGAAACAAAGCAGAAUUAGUUUUUACUGAGAUGAAGACUAUUUACGGUGCUAACAAUUGUUUUUUAUUACAAAUGAAUUCGAGACCGCCUGGUCUUUCCGAUGAUAAUACACACUUGCCAGAUCCUUGGAGCCAAUUUUUGAUUAAACAUUCAGAAUUGUCUAGCAGUGAACAAAACAGCUCUCCUCGUACACCUGCGGAUACAGGCGGAGUAUCCGCUAUGCCGAGCGAGCUGACUACUGAGUCUGACAAAACGAGCCAAGCGGGGACACCGGUAAUGCCACACAACUGUAUUGCAUUGUCAUCUCCCGAUUUACCACAAUUAGUAUCUGCAAUUGACGCAAUAAAUCUCUCUUCUGAAAUAUCUGAAUUGACGAAUACGCAUUUAGAAGUUGGACAAGAAGCGGUUCCAGUUACAAUACAUCCACUCAGUCCAGACAAUGAAAAAUCGCAAAGUUUUAUUUCUGCAACUAACGUUAAAAGUCAAUCUGUUCUAACUAGUUCGCCAAUAAAUACAAAUGUUUGGGCGGAUUCUCCGAAUUAUGUGGUUGCUCAACACGGUGCUCGUCUUUCCACCCAAGAUUUGGAAAGAUUACGCACGUUGAUAACGGAAUUCUGUUUGCGAAGUUUGUUGCCUUAUGUAGAAAAGCAGAUUGGCCUAUUGAACGAUGUGAUCUCGAACAAAAAAGGAGUCAGCAGGUCAUUAUUUAGCGCUACAAGAAGAUGGUUUGGUACAAAUAAGCCAGGUGUACCUGGUUCGACACCAUCCAAUGCUGUAAUUUAUACAGCAGAAUCGCCAGAGUUGCAAUUACGACGUUUAGGCGAUCUGUGUUUCAUGUUUGGCCACUAUUCGCUCGCAUAUCAGGUGUAUCACAGUGCUAAGCGCGACUUUGCAGCUGAUCAAGCAUGGGUAUAUUAUGCGGGUGCUCUGGAGAUGGCUGCUUUAAGCGCCUUUAUGCAAGGGGAGACAAACAGGAAAACUAUCGAGUACAUGGACGAUGCGAUACUGACUUACGCGAACAGCUGUAAGAUGCCUCAGUUCGCAACAAGAGCUACUCUGCUUAGCGCCGAGUGUUUAAAGGGUCGGGGUUUAUACGGCGAAGCUGCGAAACAACUGAUACGAAUGACCAGCGAGGAUUCAGAUUUACGUUCGGCUUUGUUACUGGAGCAAGCUGCUUAUUGCUUUAUCGGACCGAAGAUGAUGCGCAAAUAUGCCUUCCAUGCGGUUUUAGCUGGACAUAGAUUCUCGAAGGCCGGACAAAGAAAACACUCGCUGAGAUGUUAUCAACAAGCUUAUCAGGUGUACUACAAAAGAGGUUGGUCUUUGGCUGAAGAUCACAUUCAUUUCACAAUCGGCAGGCAGGCUGCGUCCCUAAAACAAAUUUCCGAGGCGGUAAAGGCCUUUGAAAAAUUACUUAACGCUUCCAGCAAACAACAUGCUUUACAACAAGCUGCGUUUUUACGAGAAUUUUUACAUACUUGUAAUUUAUUGUUUCAGGAAAGUGGUGCGACUUGCAAAGAACUUCCUAUUUUACCUUUGCCCUUAUUAAAUAGCGACAAUAUUAAAGUAUUAUACGGUCCGUUGAGUAAACAAACUGAAAGCAAUAUUCCAGCGAGUCACAUUACGUUCAGUACCGAAGAGACGGAUGAUGCGAAAUGGUUCAAAAUGGAGGAACUCUUGAUAACUGAGGCACAGGGAUCUCUACCCAUGAUAUUUAAGCCGACAGUCGCAUUGUAUUCUAGAACAAGUAAUAAUACUGUAAAGCCAAAUGCAGUUUUAGAUGAACCAGUGCAUUAUUUUAUCGAAUUGCACAAUCCGCUACAUGUUCCGCUACCGUUGUCAGAUAUGACUUUAUUGUGGUCGUUCACUUGCAACAAUGAAGUUAUUACGAAUGAAAUAAAAACGAGCAACAGUUCAAGUCCGGUCGACUCGGAUGUUAUAGAUGCAAUUUUGUUGCAACCAGUUUGCAAGCAAAAUAUCGUGUUAUCUCUUACACCCAGGCGUGUAGGGGAGUUGGAGAUUAUAGGUAUAAGUUAUAAAUUGUCCAAUUCAGUACAGACAAUAAGUGAUCCACCGAUUGCUAAUUCAACCACCGUUGUCGCCGGGAAAAGAUUGUUCGAAAUUACGCCGCCAAAAUUGAAAAAUAUCAAAGAAAAGCCUGGCAUGAUCACAUACGGAAAAGAUUAUAGAUUGCAAAUGAAUGUAAUAGAAAAGGCACCAUUUAUGCAGAUAUUCUUUUCUAAACUGUCACCAGAGAUGCUAUGCGGUGAAAUACAAAAGAUAGAAGUCACAUUGGAAAAUGUAGGCAACGCAUCAUUGACGAAUAUAUGCAUUGCAUCCACGGAUGCUAAACUUUUCACAUUGAAAAACACAUCAGACUUUGACAGAAACGAAGAUUCAAUGUUGAAAAAGAGUAGAUCAGUCACGAAGGUAAUAUUACCAGUCUCUAAAAAUGGUAUAUUAAAUGUGGGUGAAAUUCAUAAACUGCCGCUUUGGGUGCAAGCACCUCGUGAGAAGGGCACUCACAGAUUAGAUUUGCUUUUCUAUUAUGAAAAUGCCGAGUCAAGAAUCACAUUGAAACACCGGUUGUGCCGACACACCUGGCAAUUAACGGUGUUGGAUUCAAUUCAAAUUACCGCGAUUGCUGCUAGAAGCGGAUUGUUUAAAAACGACUCGCCAACGUUAAAUUUAAUAAUGUCUGUUAAGAAUACGAAUCAGGUUCACGAUCCAUCCAUAAACGAAAUUAUGCUAUCCAAAGUAUCGCUUCAAAGCGUACUAUGGUUCGCAUUUCAUUCUUCUGUUCCAUCAUCAAGUAUAAAAGUGCAGCCUCAAGAAGUGUUCCAUCUGAUGCUGAAGCUGAAGAAAAAAACUGGUAGCGACUUGGCCAUUUCCGAUGUAUCCUUGAUUUCUGACGAAGGCAAUGCUAUGUUGAUCAACGAUUAUCCAUUUAUUGAUUUUGUACAGAAACGUCACAUUCAACCGUUGGAUAUAAAUGAAAACGUAAACGAUAUACAACAAUUUCAACCACAACAAAAUAUCGAGCAUAACUCUAUAUCGGAUAUCAUGGCAUUAAAUUCUACAUUAAUCGUUAAGUGGUAUGCCAAUGUGACGGAAAGCGGCAUAGUCACUCGGAAAGCGGUUGGACAACAUCACCUCGAACUUGAGCAUUUGAACAAAAUAUACAAACAUCUGAGAGAAUCACGUACUGAGCGUAAUGAAUACGGUACACGUUUAAAAAUCUUCGGGCCGGACCGAAAUGUACCUAAUAUGGUAACGGUCCCUGUCAAAGAUCCUGCGUGGGAAGCAGAAUGCUUGAAAAGUCUAAUUUCCUUUUCUCUAAAUCAUCAGAAACAAGUAACACACGAUUUUCAGCAGAACCGAUUGUGCAUUAUUCCUGUAAUAAUGUAUUUACAAAAUCACUCAGAGAUGCGACUCGAUGUUAAAAUAAAUACAAUAGGCACUAGUAGUGAAACUCAUCUUCCAAACAUAAAAUCCCAACUGUACUUGCCGCAAGCUUCGGCGUACUAUAAGUAUGCCGGCCAUACGUCAGUUUAUUCUAACGUUGAAGCGCAUACAAAUAGUACCGUAAAGUUACACGCUGUAUUACUCAGUCCAGGAUCGUACGACUUAGCAGCGCGAAUAGAAAUCUCCGUGAAAGUUGUAAAUAGCAAGGAGUAUAUUGUUCAGAAAGGCAAAAUGGAGAGUAUAUGUAUUAUUAACGACGACAGUACAUAAAUUACUACUUCAUGUAGGAAGUCAUACUAGCAAACAUGGAAGUUUGCCAAAAAAGAGGAGAAAGUAUUGGAAACUUUAUAGAUAAUAGCGUAUUAUAUAUAUGCAAUAUUAUCGAAAGUGAAUAUGCAUUAUAUAACUUAGAAAUUUUAUUUUAAUAUAUCUGAUUAUUAUAAACAUGUAA
This is a messenger RNA of Linepithema humile (Argentine ant), 4801 nucleotides long. It is a transcript of the gene l(3)76BDm, whose product is annotated as trafficking protein particle complex subunit 8 homolog l(3)76BDm. The record is from RefSeq and is a predicted model, not a curated record. Gene Ontology annotation, cellular component: TRAPPIII protein complex. Lineage: Eukaryota; Metazoa; Arthropoda; Insecta; Hymenoptera; Formicidae. Gene Ontology annotation, molecular function: protein binding.